Molecule: messenger RNA, 750 nt
Organism: Papaver somniferum (opium poppy)
Lineage: Eukaryota; Viridiplantae; Streptophyta; Magnoliopsida; Ranunculales; Papaveraceae
Product: pre-mRNA-splicing factor 38B-like
Exons: 1
Coding region: 1-750 (249 amino acids)
Source: RefSeq, a predicted model, not a curated record
AUGGUGAGACAAGCAUCUGCAGGAGAAAAUGCAACACCGAUUAGGAGGAGUAGAAGAAUUGCAGGCAGAAGAAGAGGCGAAAUCGCAGAGACAUUAAGAAUGGGAGAGAGGAACAACAGAUCUCAACCGAUUAGAUCUCAGAUCCAGCAGGAACCAAGGGAGAACGAUCAACGAAAUUAUGAUGAAAUAAGUGUUCACACUACGAAUACAGAUACUGUAGAAGAAAAUGAAGAGAUGACGCAUGAAGAAGGAGAAGUAGGAGAAAUUGAAGAAAACAUGACCAUUGGAGAACUAAGGCAGCGAUUGGCAGACGAAAGAAGAAGAAAAGAGGAACUACGUGCGAACUUGACGCGACAAAAUGAUGAACUAAGAGAGAAAAAUCAACGAUUACAAGAGAAAAGGUCACGGUCACGAUCCAGAAUAACACGUGUGAGCUCGAGAUCGAGAAUAAGCAGGAGCACCUCUAGGAGAAGUAGAUCGGAACACAAAGAUAAUACACAAGUGCAAUUUGUGGAUAACGAUCCGGAUGACACUUUUCAGGUGAACGAAAACUCGCAGGAGGAGAGUGAACGCAAUCAAUUAGAAGAUCGAUACGUACAGGUAGGAAAGAAUGAACCAAGGAGAGGACGUCGCAGAGAAGGUAGAUUGGAGCGAAAUGGAGAAUACAACCGCAUGCAUGAUGAAGAACAACGAGAGAAUGAUGCAGAACAUGCAAGGAUGAUACUUCAUGGAAGAGAGAUGCUGAGAUAG